Culex pipiens pallens (northern house mosquito) is the source of this 2114-nucleotide messenger RNA. RefSeq names its product zinc finger protein 567-like. The transcript is spliced from 6 exons. Gene Ontology annotation, biological process: regulation of transcription by RNA polymerase II. The record is from RefSeq and is a predicted model, not a curated record. Bases 782 to 1987 code for a protein of 401 amino acids. Gene Ontology annotation, molecular function: DNA-binding transcription factor activity, RNA polymerase II-specific; RNA polymerase II transcription regulatory region sequence-specific DNA binding. Gene Ontology annotation, cellular component: nucleus. Lineage: Eukaryota; Metazoa; Arthropoda; Insecta; Diptera; Culicidae.
UUUACGUAGUUUCUUUUCUUUUUGAUUCGGUACAAUGUACAAUCAUUUUAAUACAAUAUAUACAAAAUUAUUCGAUCAAAUUCCAUUGGUUUUAACCUGUAUAGUGGUUUGGAUGAUCCUGGCAAAAGAAAACAGAAGCGGUAUAAAAUAAAGUGCAAAGAUUUUUUUUUAUAAAAGCCUUAAUAUAAGAAAAGAUAUUUGUGUCCGAAAAUUUACUCUUCAAACUGUGUUUUAAGUAAAAAAUAAAAAAGGAUAUUAAUUAAAAAUCAAAUAUAGGCUACUAUUGAACAAGAAUCAAAGGAUUUAAGGAUGUUUUCAAUAACGGAAAAAUGGGUACUAAAGCCCUAUGUCAAUUUUCAUGUACAACGGUAAAAAAUCCAUUUUAAACUCUUUGGGGUCUUACAAAGGGUCAUUGUGCUCAGAAAAAUAAGCUUUUUCGCUGUAAACAAUAAUAUCAGCAAUCUUAGCUUCAUUUUAGGACCCAAUUAAAACGAAACAUAUGCUGAUUCACUUUGCUUAGCAGUAUAUAAAUGCUGAAGUGUUGGAUAGGGUGAGGUUGAUAAAAUGUACAACGUGUAGAUAGACUUUUAAAAAGACAGAACCUGACCUCAAACCAGUUGAAGUAUGUGUGUUUGCUGAUAAUUUUAGGUAAAGCAGGACUAGAUAGUAAUUUAAACAAUGCGCACAAGAAGAAAACUUACGGUCUGAAUUAUCAAUGCAAUCAAUGUGACAAAGGUUACAAAGAAAGUCCUUGAAGAGGUUCUACGCCAUCAAACACGCCAUGAAGAUGCCCGAAGUCAGUCAAAAUCCUUUCGAGGAGGCGCCGGAUGUUUCGCUGUACUGCAAACGGCGUAACAUUCAGUUCGAUUUGAAAAAUACGUUCAAAGAUCACCAGCAGUGCCUCCAGGCCGGUGAGAAACAGCUGCAAAAGACGGUGGUGUCUGAAGCUGAACAUUGUGCUUCGGCGACGGUUAAACAGGAGCCGAUGGUAAUCAACGAAACCUCGUCAAAUAGCCACGAAUCACAGCACUACAACUUUCAAGAAUCUGUCGCGGUGAAGCAAGAACCGCAGCUUUGCGACAGCAUCCCAACACUCCCCAUGGAAAUCAUCUUCAAGCAGGAACCGGCCACAAUCGAUGGCGCCAGCUCAUCUUUCUGCUACGAAACGGUGGUGAAAGAGGAAUUAAUUUUCGACGACACUGCUCAAGAGCAAAGCACUAGCCUAGCGAAACCGAAAGUAAAAGCGCGACAGGAAACGGUUCGGAAGUAUGACUGUCUCCGGUGCGAUCGCUCGUUUGGGAAGCAGUUCCUACUGAGAGAUCACACACGAGACCACGUCAACUUGGACACGGAGCGGUACAAGUGUGACGGGUGCGGAAAGUGCUUUGCGCGGAAAGGCAAUCUUGAAGUUCAUAAAAGGGUUCACGAAAAUGACACUCGCUAUGAGUGCCAAACUUGCCACGAGACAUUUACCACCCAAGUGAGCCUGACGAGGCACGAAAGAGUCCAUGUAAUGGACCCAAAAUUCGUGGAGCUUCUGGACAACAUUCCACAGGACGAGAACGGCAAAUCGAUUUGCGCCGUAUGCAAUGCGAAGUUCACACAUCGCGAGCUAGCAUAUUGGCACCUAAGAAGACACAUUAUGAAGGUGGAAGGCCAUUUUUCGUGCAGUGCUUGUGGCCUGCGAGGUUUAACCAGAACUGCCCACCAAGUGCACAUGAAAAGGCACGAAAAUGCAAACGAGGUGCCGGAAGAACGCGACGAAGAUGGCCCAGACGAGGAACUACCCAAUCCGGAUGUCGUUUGCGUGAAAGGUGCUGCAAGGCACUGCAGAACUUGCAACAAAUUUUUCCCAACGAAAUAUGACCUGAACUCACACAUUCAACGGUCGGAAAUCCGGUUCCUCAAGCUGAAGUUAGCUGCCGUAAUUGGAUCUGAUGUGGAGGACAACCGAGAGAAAUCGAACAAUAUCAAAAAAGAUUGUUAAGCUAUCAGUCCAAUGAGGGGAGUUUUUCAUAUGUUUGGCAGGUUAAAGAUUCGUUCUAUUGUUUGUUGUUUAAACUUAUUUUCCGAAACCAUUGAAAUCUCGAUUGAAAUAAACUUGAUUCCUCAGA